AUCGCCGUCGUCUGCCCGCUGGGCGGCACCGCCGCUGUUUGCCGGUGUCUGAAGGCGAAAGGAGAGGUGGGUUAGAGCGGCGGCUCGGCGCCGACCAAGUGGGUGUCAGAGGGGGCUUGUCCUGUCACCAUGAGUAGCCCUCCGGCCUUGGGAGCGGCGGCGGGGCUGCCCGCCUGGAAGCGAGCCAUUCUGGAACGAAAGCGGGCCAAGCUGGCCGCCGGCGUGGAACUCCAGCGAGGCUUGGCGGCAGACACGAAGCCGCCGCCAGGGUCAGGGAAGGAGUGCGAGGAGGCUGGGGCGAAGGAGCGGUUAGUGGUGGCCGAAAGUCUGGGCCCUCUAAGAGAGAACCCCUUCAUGAGGCUGGAGGGCGAGCGGAGGCGGCGGCGCAGGCGGAUUUUGCCUUCUUCACCUCGGCCUGCCUUAUCUUCUUCCACCACCUCUGCGGCAGCCGCCUCAUUCUCGGAGCCUCCGGCCUUGGCACAGCUGCUGGAACUAUACAGUUCCGUCCCGGGCAUCCGCACCAUCCGCGCCGAUAACAUCCUCAUCAUCGAAUCCCGGGAAGCAGAAUUUGCCCCGGCGGCUCCAGGACCGACCCAGAAGGAAGGAGACAGCAGCGACUCCACACCACGGGAGCAACCAGCUUCCUCAUCUUCCCCAUCGCCGCCUCCGAGCUCCCCUUGUGGCAGAGAUCCGGUCCGUGAUCUGGUAUCGCGUGGUGGGUCUGCUGUCACCGAGAUCCGGGCUGCUGAAGUUGUCAUCUAUGAGUCUGAGUCAUCGCUGCUGUCUCCGUCACCCUUUGCUGGGACUGGGGAUCCUGAGCCUGAAACCGGCAGGGUCAGCCGGCUGCUGCAGAAAUUUGACCGGCGGCCCAGGGGCAAUGUGGGACGCGGGAGGUGGAGGGCUGGCGAGACCCCUCGACUGCAGCCUGUGGUGCCAAACCCUUUCCAAGAAGGCACUCCUGCGCUGUUGUCUCUUACAGCCCGUCCUAGUUCUCCACGAAGCAUUCAUCCAACAGGAGGCUUUGUGCAGAAGACUGGCUCCAAUUCGUUCAUGGUGAACCCCCGUGGAUGCUGCCCUGUACCUGCAAAUUCCACCCCUGCACUUAGUAACGGGCCUGUGGUGGCUGCUGCACUAGUUCCACCUGGGGGCAGAAAUCAACAGGCCGUAGCUGCACCCAAGCCAGUGCCAUCGCCAAGCUCUGCUGCUGCCUUGCCGACUCGAGCCAACUCAUGGAAGCCAAAGCCUGAAGGGACCCCUGAGACCUCACAGCUACAAGCCCAGCAGUCUAGUGCCAGUUUGGAUAGCAGUGCCACAGCCAACUUGGCCCAGCCCCCACCACUCCUUUGUUCUAAUGGCUCCUUUGAGAUCCGCCCAGCCCCCAAACCAGACCUGGCUGCCAUCCCUGCUCAUGAUCUCCAAGCACAGGCCUUGGCCAGCCUGCGCCUCAACUCUCGAAACUCCUUUCUUUUUGUGCCCCAUCGGAAAGGAGAAGCCUCUGGACCAUUGGGACCUACUGAAGUCCCCCCAGCUUUGCCAGGAGGGGUACUGCCAGCUGCCCCAGAGAAGCGGGUUGAGACUUUGGUGCCUGUGACUUACAUCGAUGAGGACUUGGUUGAACUGGACUUUGGAGACUUCCCCCCCUUGAAAGUCCUGAGUCCAAGGCUUGAGGGCUUUGAUGUGCUCCAAGAAGGUGAUUCCUCCAUUGGGAUGGAGGACUUAGCUGUGCCCAUGUACAGGCCCCACCCUGCUGAUUAUGCCACCCUCUCUGAGAAAGGUAGUAAUACCUUUACCAUCGUGCCCAAAAGGAAACCUCCUAGUGCUGCACUGGAGACCUUCAGCAGAGCUCAGCUGCCAGAGGAAGAGGAGGAGGAAGAAGAAGAAGAAAGCCGAGCCAAAGCUAGGAGUGAUGUAGCCCACCAGGAUUUGGGUCAGCUUCUCAAAAAACGUUACCCUACUGUGAAUGAGAUUGAGGUGAUAGGGGGUUAUCUCUCCUUGGAUAGGUCCUGCAUGAGCAAAUCAGGUUCUCGCCGAAAAAAGAUGAAGAUCUCUUUCAAUGAAACCAGCCUUCAAACUAUGUUUGAAUACCCAUCAGAGAGCUCCUUGGUGGAGGCAGAGGAGGAAGAAGAGUAUGAAACAGAAGUGGAUGAAAAACCUGCCUUGUUCAUUCCUCGCCCAAACAGUAUCCAGAACUCAAAUGCAGUGAACUCAGGCUUAUCAAGUUAUACCCCAAAGCACUCAGUUGAAUUCAGCAAGUGGCAGGAGCAGCAGUAUGAGGAGAUUCCUCCAAGCACAGGGGCCUUUCCACAGGAUGCUGCCCUUCCUGGCAACCAAGUCAUGCUCACUCCAGCAGACAAGAGCAGCCUUUCUGACUUUGGCAGUGAACCUGCCCUGUACUUCUGACUACUAGUCUGACUUGGUGCUGAAUAGAGACCGCUCCAAAAUUCCUGGUCUCCUUCCCUGCAGAUGUCUGCAGAAACUCUUAAUGGGAGAACAAGGUGGGCAUUUGUAGCCAAGUUGCUCUCCCUUAUUGGGUACCAAGAAGCCAUUUGGGUUGGGGCAGCUAUGUAUUUACACUGUAUUUUGGUGCAUGACUUGUUCUGAAGCAGCCUGCUUGUUCUACCUGUGACCUUACUAGUUCUGUUCAAGACCAACUGCUGAAUAAUGGGGAACGUCUUUGGAUGUGAAUCACCAUUUUAUUGGAGAGUGGUUCAAGAGGAGACUCAACUGGAUUGUGACUGGACUGCUGAUUCCACACUUUCAGCCAGGCAUGUCUGAACUGGCUUUACAAUUAGCUUUGGUGCUGGAUCUAUGCAUACAAGGGGUAAUUUGAGAGACACUACUUAAUGGAAAACACCAUCAUGGAAUUCAUCUAGACACAUAAGUGCUCUGAGACUCAAGUUUGGAGUCUGAUUUUUCCAUUAUGCAAAUAAUGGACAGUGAUGUUGCCUCUUUGGGAUGAUUAAAGAACAAGGGGGAAAUGUUCUUUAAUAGAAAAAGUAAACUUCGGAAUCAUUUCCCAGCCUUACAAGAACUGAUAUUGAUAUAUACUUUUAACAAAGACCAAUAUCUGAACAUACCUAAGGUUACUUUCAAACAAGCAUGAGGCAGUUACUUACACUUAGUUUGUGGCAAUUUUAACUAACUUUGCAAAGUUAGCUGAAACCCCAAAUUCUGGUUGAGCUGAGCAACCACAUGCAUACUUAGAAGCUGUGGAUAACAGUUUGACAAUAGCCAGGACUAUAGGUGAGCAGCUCUCCACAUAAUCUGUGUCUUGUAGUGAAUGGUGACUUCAUGAACAAUUAAGUUUAAUACAACCCUAAGUACUGCUUCAUUAGCUGUGGAGCAGAGGUCUUGUCCAGUUCUCCCCUGGGAGAUCCACAGCUCCUAGAUCCCAGGAUUUCACAUCUUCUAGAAUGACUGAUGGGACAAGCAGUCUCCAUCCAUGUCUGUGGUUGGAGAAAAAUUCUUAUUGCUUUUCUCUCCUUCCUCUUUAAGUUGCAGCAAUGGCCUUUUAUGACCAUGUUCUCUAGAAGGAGCUGAUGUAGUAGCCAGAAAGUGUGUCCUGUAUUUGGAUGGCUUUUGCAGUAACUGUUCUACAUGGCAAUUUACUAUGCUCACAUUAGGGAAGUGAGAUUAAGUACUGUAAAUUUGACAUCAAAAUUGCACUCCUUGGAAGAACAAAACAUUAUCUGUACUUGGAGGGGUGUGUGUAGAAAAUAUGGUUGAAAUUAAUGUGUGUCAAUGAAAAUGACAGAUCUUUGUCCAGUCCUACUCCAAAGGACCAAGACUUCUACUUGGAAACUUACUGAUUUUUUUUGUUUAGAAUGUCAAAAUCAAAUUGAUCUUAUUUACUAUGAUGAAUUAUAAAAUGCUCUGUAUUUUGCACUUGAGAACAGUUUAUUGGAGGAAGUGAGAAUCUUAGAUCAUGUACUCAGCUGCCCAUUGUUGCUGGGUCUGGCUGGAGGGGCCAAACUACUCUUAUUUGUCAUUCCCCUUCCCCCAGGAAUGGUAUCACUUUGUGCUUCCAAAGCUCAUUAAACUACACAAGUGAUUUCUUCA
Molecule: messenger RNA, 4059 nt
Organism: Heteronotia binoei (common prickly gecko)
Lineage: Eukaryota; Metazoa; Chordata; Lepidosauria; Squamata; Gekkonidae
Gene: TPRN
Product: taperin
Exons: 4
Coding region: 130-2400 (756 amino acids)
Molecular function (GO): phosphatase binding
Source: RefSeq, a predicted model, not a curated record